UCUUCGAGUAUCAAACUCGUGAAUGCAUUACAUUUUGAAAAAAAGUGUUAUUUGGUGUGUUAAAAAUCUGUAUUCGGAUAUCGACGAUUUCAAUUUUUACAACAUUAAGCCGUGAAAAAGCAUUUAAUCGUCGAAUGGUCAACGUUUGACGCUAAAUUGAAAUGCAUGAACUGCUUCAAAUUGAUAAUUUUAAGAUCGAUUAUUUUAACGGACUUACUCGAUAACUGACCUUACCAACAGUGAAUCGAAUAAAAUCUACAGUGACGCGUACUUUAACCCGGUGAUUCAAGCCUUGUGGGAGAGGGUUAUUGUCAAAUAUUUUGGAUCAUCCUGUGACAAUGGAGCAAAUAAUUAUCCCUAAGCGGAUCAUUCCUGAGGUUAACGUAGGCACCCAAGUGCUUUUAGGAAUCCUCUUUGCAUGCGUGACUCUCUUUUGGGGUACGCAAAAAUGGAAAAACAGGCAUUUGUCAAAACUUGCCUCGAUGUUCCCAGGACCCAUGGCCCUGCCGAUUAUUGGCAAUGCACUCGAGUUUUUAAACAGCGAGCCUGAAGAUAUUUUAUCCAGCAUGUAUAGACUAGGUCAAAACUAUAAAUCACCCUUCAGAUUCUGGCUCGGUAACAGGCUGUGCAUCCUAGUCUCUAAACCAGCUGAUCUGCAGAUUGUUCUGAAUAACUCGAAGACUUUAGGAAAAGAUGAAGUUUAUAAGUUCCUCCAGGCAGUAAUUGGCACUGGAUUGCUUGCCGCACCAGUCGAAAAAUGGAAGAAAACUCGGAAAAUGCUUACACCAUCAUUCAUUCCAAAAAAACUCGAACGCUUUGAGCACAUCAUGAACGAAAGAGCAAAUGUCCUCGUACGGAAAAUUCAAGGACACAGCAACAGUGGCCAUGAAAUAAAUAUCUAUCCAUACUUUCUUUCCGCUUCAUUGGAUACAUUUUGCGAGGCUGCAUUCGGUGUUAGGUUGGAUACUCAACUGGAUCCAGAAGCAACCUUUGCUGAGUCCGUCAUCCGAGCAUCGGAGCUUGGAGCUGCGCGAAUCUAUAAGCCAUGGCUUCAUUUGGACUGGAUUUAUGAAAGAACAAGCUACGCAAAAAAACUGAACGAGGAAGGAGAAGCCCUCAGAGGAUUUGCCAAAAACGCAAGUAUUCUCAAUAAUGUUAUUCGAGAAUGCAAGAUGCGGCUCAUGAAAACCAAAGACUCAGAUAUUGAUAAUGAUAACAAUAACAACAAGCGAUCUCAUUCUGAUGACGAGGAUGAAAAGGAGCAUUUACUUGAUGUAAUCUUCGAAUCUCGUGAGGGAGUCUUCUUCAAUUAUUCAGAGACAGACAUGAUAGACGAGGUUAUCACGUUCUUAAUUGGGGGCAGCGAAACGUCCGCAGUUACGAACUGCUUUUGUCUGUUGAUGCUGGCGAUGCACCCAGAAUUUCAAGAAAGAGUUUACGAGGAGCAGUACAAUAUUUUUAAAGGCGAGGAUAGAUCUGUCACGAACGAGGAUAUGGACAGAAUGGAGUACACUGAACAAGUCAUCAAAGAAACUCUCCGUAUGUUUCCGGUGGUUCCACUCAUCCUGAGAGCUGUGGAAGAGGAUUUAAAAAUAACUGAAAAUUACGUUUUACCGGCUGGUGCAGCAGUAGUGAUUGCUCCAUUGCAGACACAUUCUGACCCAGCUCUCUGGCAGGAACCAGAAAAAUUUAAUCCAGACAACUUCUCUGCCGAAAACAUUCAGAGCAGACACAAAUACGCAUACAUACCCUUCAGUGGAGGCGCCAGAGGAUGCAUAGGUUACAGGUAUGCACUGAAGGCCAUGAAAACUACCAUUUCAACAUUCAUACGUCACUACCGCGUAUCGACGAUCACUAAAUUAGAGGACAUUAAAUUAUGCGCGGAUCUAUUAGUUCGCAGUAAAGGUGGAUGGAAUAUGAAACUUGAGCCACGAAUUGGUACAAAUCCCGAAUAAAAGGAUUUUGAAGCAAUCGUAGUUUUCGUAUUCAGGCCACUUCUUAGUGUUCCUUUUCUCAUUUGGUACCAAGUAUGGAAUGACGGCCAUGAAGAAAACAACGUCAAUUAUCAUUCAUCAUUUUUUCGUGUGCACGAUGAUUGGAUUGAAAAAUAUUAAACUAACUUCAGAUUUGUUAAAUAGAAGCAAGCAUGGAUGGAUCAUGAAGCUGCUACCAAGAGUGUAUCAAAAACCUCAACAGAGGAGCUAAAAUCAUUAUUUUUCAACUUCCCUUCGGGCAAAAAGAAAUUUCCACAGGAAACACAUGAUGAAACAAAUACGCGAAAUCCUUGGAUUUUCGACAGAGAGGCAUUGACGGUCGAAAAUAUAUCUGGCAGUUCAUUGAAUAAAUGAACUUUGGACUCAAGCACUGAUCCAAAAAUAAAUUCACGUGUUUGAUUUUUUCACAAAUCAUAUUCUGGAAUGAAUUCUACUUAAAAUAACUGAUCACAUUUCACAUAUUUUUAUUAACUCAUUAACACAACACUGGAAAAAAACACUUUGGAUCUAGAGUCCAGACUCUUAAAAA
Molecule: messenger RNA, 2523 nt
Organism: Bemisia tabaci
Lineage: Eukaryota; Metazoa; Arthropoda; Insecta; Hemiptera; Aleyrodidae
Source: RefSeq, a predicted model, not a curated record